Molecule: messenger RNA, 1839 nt
Organism: Penicillium brevicompactum
Lineage: Eukaryota; Fungi; Ascomycota; Eurotiomycetes; Eurotiales; Aspergillaceae
Product: ESCRT-II subunit protein VPS36
Exons: 3
Coding region: 1-1839 (612 amino acids)
Biological process (GO): protein transport to vacuole involved in ubiquitin-dependent protein catabolic process via the multivesicular body sorting pathway
Cellular component (GO): ESCRT II complex; late endosome membrane
Molecular function (GO): phosphatidylinositol-3-phosphate binding; ubiquitin binding
Source: RefSeq, a predicted model, not a curated record
AUGUUCUUCAAGUCGCUGGACCUGACGACUGCGCUCAGACCGUUGCUAUUACCGGACGAGACCUUGCUCUUCGUUCAAGAUGCGGUAGGGCUGUAUGAAGGGAAAUACAAAGUUCAGAAUUACCAAAAUGGCCAUGCCUAUCUCACCUCGCACAGAGUGUGCUAUGUUGCUGCGGAGGAUCCGCGCAAAUACUCGGUGGCAAUUGAUCUGAAGGAGCUUGAUCGAGUGGAGUCCCAAGCUGGCUUUUUGAAGUCUUCUCCGAAAUUGACCAUAUACCCCAAACCACAAAAGAAAAAGCUCGAGCAGUCGAGGAGCGCAACGUCCAGCCCCGCUGUUUCCCACCCAUCAACGCUACAUUCGACACAGUCGCUGGCCCACCUUCCACAAUCGAACUUGCCCCAAGGCUCAGCUUCUCCCAAGCCGAUACAUGCCACCUGGAUAUGUCCUAUAUGUACAUUUUCAAACCCCGUGCCGUCGAAUUUUGAUCCGGCGACAGCUAGUGCAACUACACACUUGCCUCCUUGCCUAGCAUGUGGGAUCAAACCACCAUUUACCACAGUACUUAAGGCAGCGAUCAGUGCCGCCACGACUCGUGAGCCCUCUUUACCAACGUCGGCCCCAUCACCCGCCCUUGCGCAGCAUAUUGUACAAUCAAAUGACAGCUGGUCCGUCGGACCCGGAGGGUCUACCCCCUGUCCACGCUGUACAUUCGUGAACCAUCCAUCCCUGACUGAAUGCGAGAUUUGUGGAGCACCCUUGUCUGCUGUGUCUUCGUCCGCCACGAAUCGCGUGGACUCUCCCGCCCCAUUGUUCGAGCAAUCCCACAUCGCCAACACGGAGGUCAGUGAAAGUAUCAAGCUCUCUUUCCGAGCAGGUGGCGAUAAGACCUUUUAUGAAAGACUGAAAGGUGCCUUGGUUCAAAGGAAAUGGCUGUUGCAGAAUGCGCCACCUGUUCCUCUGCCAUCACAGGCUACCCAACCAGGCCUGUCUUCCUCUGCCGUUAGUAGCGAGAGUCCUCCGCCUCCAGUAACAAGGCCUGCUGGGGUUGGCAUAGCGGGAUUAGAACGCCGGGGCCUAGAGGCGAGAAAGAAGAAUGAGCUCGUGAUAGGCAAUUCUUUCGAAGACUUGGAGGCUUUGAUGGCAUCCGCAAAACAGAUCGUCGCCCUGGCCGAGACUCUAGCACGAGAGUCCGGCAUGGCUACUAAUGAGGGAUCAGCUGAAACUAGCGCAGUGCUUUCAGAGUCUGCAGCUGCAUUAGGCAUGGUGACUACCAAAGAUAUGCUCAGCUCAGGAUCUGAAAGCCUUUAUCUAUCGGAACUUUCGCGGGACCUAGCAGAAUUCCUCACGGAUGACAGAAAGGGGAUCCUUCAGCGCGAAGGCGGGAUUAUGAGUCUCAUAGAUCUCUGGGCUGUGUUCAACCGGUCCCGCAACGGAGUCGAACUGGCCAGCCCUUCAGAUUUCCAAAAAGCAGCUGAGCUCUGGGAAAAGCUCAAGUUGCCAGUUCGUCUUCGCCGGUUUAAGAGUGGUCUUCUUGUGGCUCAACGGUUUGACUGGAAUGACGAGAAGACCAUUGGCAAGCUGCAAGAUUGGAUAGAAGAACUUCGACGCGUUCCUCCUGACGACCCUGUUCCCUGGGAUUGGUCUCUCUUUGGUCGAGCUAUUACGGCCCAGGAAGCCGCUCAUCGCUUCAAAUGGAGCGUCGGGGUUGCUGCUGAAGAAUUGGAAAUGGCUGAAGACAGGGGCGUUCUCUGCCGUGAAGAAGGCAUUGAAGGCCUCCGCUUCUGGACUAACUAUCUAUCAUCGCCAGACCUUGACGGUCUCUCUCGCCUUACUAUUUAA